Messenger RNA from Ornithodoros turicata, 1222 nucleotides. RefSeq lists its product as uncharacterized. Gene Ontology annotation, biological process: spindle assembly. The transcript is spliced from 9 exons. The record is from RefSeq and is a predicted model, not a curated record. The coding region runs from base 130 to 1107 and encodes 325 amino acids. Gene Ontology annotation, cellular component: HAUS complex. NCBI's taxonomy places the organism in Eukaryota, Metazoa, Arthropoda, Arachnida, Ixodida, Argasidae.
AGCGCGUCCACAUUCGCGUCACGUUUCCGCAGUUUUCAAAACGUUUUUGUUCAGCUUAGGUUAUUUACUACAGCCUUCAGGGUUCGAUAUUCUUUUCGUGCAAGAACUGGUGAAUCUGCAGCGACAGUUAUGGCUUUUGCAGCUGCGCUCGUCGACUUCACGAACAAGGAUGAACGCGAACAUCCUCAGUUGAUGGAACUACUAGGCAAACUUCGCACGAAAAUGAUCGUUGAUGGCACCAGUAUCGACGUGCAUAAGGAGUUGCACCAGGCGAGCUGUGAACGUGAGCAAGCGGUGAAAAAAUACUGCGAAGCCCUUGUCCUCAAAGAAGCGUGCAACAACAUAAUGGCUCAAGAUCAUGUGGUAGAAGGUGAAAACAGUGAAAAUGAAAAUGAAGAAAACGACACUCUGACGCAGGAGCAGGGAGCCUUUGAAAAGCAGUUCGAAAACUGGUAUGACCACAUCCGUCUUCGAGAUUGUGCCUCCCUGGGAAUUACAAAGUUUGAAAUUCCCAAUCUGCCUCCAGUAAAGGAAGAGUUUGUGAAGACGACAGUUAUUCCGCUGAUUGAAGCUGACCUUGAAAGGCAGAGCCAGGCAAUCAUAGAUGCUCUAGAUGCACUGUACAGCGUCGAUGAAGUGGAACAUGUCGUCAAUUCCAUGGUGGAAGAUAUGAAGUCCCUCCGACAACAGCUUCAGAUCUUGAGGCUGGAACAUGCACGGAUGCUCCUCUCCUUCAGACAGGUGUUGGAAGACCAUCUGAAGAGUAAUGUCGAGGCCCCAGUCUCCUCCGCAGCUCUCGAAUGUCUAGGAACUGAGGCAGAAUGUCUGAGGGAUGAGACUGUCUGCUUCUUAGCCAAAAUGAGUUUAACCUGUGAUGAACUGUAUGUUGACAUCUACUCCAAGGAGAAAGUGGAAGCUCUUGCACACAUAAGAAAGGAACUAAAAAAAAAGAUGAUAUUCUGUAAACAAAAUAUCAAAGAAAUGAAGGAGACCUUGGAGAAGUUUAAGCAGCUCAAGUCCUGGAUUUUCGAGAAAAUUGAGGAAUAUGGCAGCUUAAAGACGGAAGCCGAUCAUAUCAGGAGAGUCACGGCGGCGUACUACUCCUAAGUCAUAACUGGCUGUAUGUUUACUCUCUGUUAUUGCUGGUUUCUUUUUAUGUACAUGUUUUGCAAAGUAUUUUUAUACUCAUUCAACUGGAUAUAAACCCAUUUUGAAUAAUGUG